Anguilla rostrata (American eel) is the source of this 1374-nucleotide messenger RNA. It is a transcript of the gene paip2b, whose product is annotated as poly(A) binding protein interacting protein 2B. Gene Ontology annotation, biological process: negative regulation of translational initiation. Gene Ontology annotation, molecular function: mRNA regulatory element binding translation repressor activity. Bases 162 to 563 code for a protein of 133 amino acids. NCBI's taxonomy places the organism in Eukaryota, Metazoa, Chordata, Actinopteri, Anguilliformes, Anguillidae. The transcript is spliced from 4 exons. The record is from RefSeq and is a predicted model, not a curated record. Gene Ontology annotation, cellular component: cytoplasm.
UGUGGGUGUUUGUUUAAGCUAAGGCGCCGUGGCCACAUGACCGCCUUGUUCGUGGUUUAUGUGCUAACGUUAGCCAACGCAAAUCUAGUAGCUACGCAUCGUGCGCAUAACUGCGCUGAGUCCUUGUGGAUCUAAAAUAGCAAUUCGGGGGGAAAAGCACAAUGCCAGAGCCGGCGGAUAUGAGUGGUCCAGAGGUUGCGAAGACGCCGGGGGGCAGCAGCGCCCCAGGGAAGGAUGGGAAGGAGCCGGUGGCCAAUGGGCACGGGGAGAGCGAGCCCAAUCCAUUCGCAGAGUAUAUGUGGAUGGAGAACGAGGAGGAGUACAACCGACAGGUGGAGGAGGAGCUGUUGGAGCAGGAGUUCCUGGAACGCUGUUUCCAGGAGAUGCUAGACGAGGAGGAUCAGGAUUGGUUCAUUCCAGCAAGGGACCUCCCCUCGGGGGUGGGGCAGAUACAGCAGCAGCUCAACGGGCUGUCCGUCAACGACUGCAACACCGAUGACAUCGUGCGCAAAAGCAGCUUAAACCCAGAGGCAAAGGAGUUUGUCCCGGGCGUGAAAUAUUAGGGUCCUACCCCCACCAGGGGGCACCCUCACAGAGACUCUGGUGAUCGUCACUAUGGCGGUCAUACCUGCACUCGGGACAGGGGCGUGUGGGAGACACGGCGAGGGAAAAACAACAACGACAAAAAAAACUCUUCGAUAAGCUUUUUAUUUCCGUUUGUUUCAAGUGUAAACUGGGAGGGUGGUGGGGAGGGGGGGGGGGCGGGCAGGCAGGCACCAUGUUCUGUCGGACACAAGAGAUAUAGCAUCAUACUCUGUGUAGAGCCUUUUUUUCUUUGUUUUGUUUUCUCCUCUUUUCAAUUAAAAGGGCCGAUCACGUGAGUUCUUGUGGCUAGCAGUAUGUCCCUGAUCAGGUUGUAUCUUUCUCCCCGUUUUUGUUUUGCGUCUUUAGGACAGUGGUGUUCACUGCUGGGGAGGGAGGGGGGAGGAGAAGGGUUUGGUUACCAAACAUGACGGACGCAUACACACCUACUUGCACGCACGCACGCACACUCACAGACACGUACGUACACACACACAUGCACACAUACAAAUACACAAACACAAACGCUCACAUGCACGCACACACACGUGCACACAUACAAAUACACAAACACACAUGCUCACAUGCGCGCGCACACACGUGCACACACAUGGGUCAGACAGUCGAUCUUGCUAAAUCCAUAGGAAAAGCCUGCGGGGGAUUUACACAGAAAUCUUUUUUUUUUUUUUUUUUUUUUGAAAGUCAGGAUACUGACACAAAGUACGAAUUUCAUUAAAAAAAGGAAGAAAAAAAGACAAAUAAAGAUAAAAAUGGGUACCCUUUGGACCAUCA